This is a messenger RNA of Pistacia vera, 1971 nucleotides long. RefSeq names its product probable beta-1,3-galactosyltransferase 2. Gene Ontology annotation, cellular component: Golgi membrane. The record is from RefSeq and is a predicted model, not a curated record. Lineage: Eukaryota; Viridiplantae; Streptophyta; Magnoliopsida; Sapindales; Anacardiaceae. Gene Ontology annotation, molecular function: hexosyltransferase activity. Bases 403 to 1623 code for a protein of 406 amino acids. The transcript has 11 exons.
UCAUUUCUGCUCAGUUCAACGUCCCUUGCCUGCAAAGUAGUAGAAGGCUUUAGACUUAGAGUUUUAGACACACAACUCAAUUCUGUUUAGAUUCUCUCUCUAUUCAUCUGUCAACUAGAGAGAUAAAGGACAAAACAAAAGCAAAACAAAGCAAAGCAAAGAAUCAGCUUCUGUUUGCUUGUACUUUGCCUAUCUGCAUUUCUCUUAUUAAAAUUCUAUAUCUUGUUACUUUCUGUUUCAGAUUCUGAUUGUUCUGUUAAGUUCUGCGAUCACUUGGGGGUUUGUUUGCUCCUUAGGUUCCUUUGGUUUGCUUACUGGCCUUUGUUUCUACAUGGAUUGUUUCUUGAAAUAGUCUUUGGUAGAGAAAUAUACCGCUGAACGGUUGCUGAGAGAAAAAAAAAUAUGUAUUUGAAAAGCAGAGAGCAGACUUCAAGAAGUGUUAUAUCACAAAAGUGGACUUUUUUUCUUUGUUUGGGAUGCUUCUGUGCUGGUAUGCUCUUCACAAACAGAAUGUGGACAGUUCCUGAAUCAAAAGGCAUCACACGGACAACUGCAAUGGAAGCUGAAAAACUAAAGCUAGUUUCGGAGGGUUGUAAUCCAAUAUCUUUGCAACAGAAAGAAGUAAGGCAUGAAGCUAAGGAUAUUUUUGGGGAAGUUUUUAAGACUCACCAUGCCAUACAGACAUUGGAUAAGACUAUUUCAAAUUUAGAGAUGGAAUUAGCUGCUGCAAGGGCAGCACAAGAGUCUAUAUUGAGUGGUUCUCCUUUAUCAGAGAACUUAAAGAAGGUUGAAUCAGCUGGGAAGAGAAGGUAUUUGAUGGUUGUUGGAAUUAAUACUGCUUUUAGCAGCCGGAAACGAAGAGAUUCAGUUCGUGCUACAUGGAUGCCACAAGGUGAAAAAAGGAAGAAAUUGGAAGAAGAGAAGGGCAUUAUUAUUCGAUUUGUCAUUGGUCAUAGUGCCACAUCAGGGGGUAUUCUGGACAGAGCUAUUGAAGCCGAGGACAGAAAGCAUGGAGAUUUCUUGAGGCUGGACCAUGUUGAAGGGUACCUGGAAUUGUCUGCCAAGACUAAGAUAUAUUUUGCCACUGCUGCUGCUCUGUGGGAUGCAGAUUUCUAUGUCAAAGUUGAUGAUGAUGUCCAUGUAAAUAUAGCAACACUUGGAGAAACACUAGUUAGACACCGAUCAAAACCAAGGUUAUAUAUUGGGUGCAUGAAAUCUGGUCCCGUCCUUAAUCAAAAGGGAGUGAGAUACCAUGAACCUGAGUAUUGGAAAUUCGGUGAAGCAGGAAACAAGUAUUUCCGUCAUGCAACUGGACAGCUUUAUGCAAUUUCAAAAGAUUUGGCUACAUAUAUAUCAAUAAACCAGCAUGUUCUACACAGAUAUGCUAAUGAGGAUGUUUCAUUGGGAUCUUGGUUUAUUGGACUUGACGUUGAGCAUAUUGAUGAUCGGAGACUAUGUUGUGGCACCCCCCCUGACUGCGAGUGGAAGGCCCAGGCAGGCAACAUCUGUGUUGCCUCAUUCGAUUGGACAUGCAGUGGGAUUUGCAGGUCUGCUGAUAGGAUUAAGGAGGUCCAUCGGCGUUGCGGAGAAGGUGAGAAUGUUUUAUGGAGUGCUAAAUUUUAAGAGGCGAUUUGGAGUUCCUCCAAACUCAGGAGGAUGGCAAAAUUAGAGUGGGAGAAGGAGGUGUGCAAAUCUUUUUCUGUAUUUUUAUUCUAGUAUAGGGAAUGAUAUAUCACAGAAGACAGUGAGAGAGAGAGAGAGAGAGAGAGAGAGAGAGAGAGGCAGAGGCUGAGGCUGAGAGAGUCGCUUCGUGGUCCUGUUCCAUUUUAGUAGAAGGGAUUGACCAUGAGAGCGGUAAGAAAAGGAAGCGUCACCACCCACAUUAUUCUUUGAUGCUUGUAGGGCCAAUUUGUAAGUUAACAGUUCAACGCCUUUCAAGCUUAUAGUAAUUGCAAAAAAUCUUUUCAGUUC